This is a messenger RNA of Aureobasidium vineae, 1476 nucleotides long. The record is from the annotation of a GenBank genome assembly. NCBI's taxonomy places the organism in Eukaryota, Fungi, Ascomycota, Dothideomycetes, Dothideales, Saccotheciaceae.
AUGUCUGAAGACUCCGUCAAGGCUCCAUCACCUAGCAUGGCAGAUGAAAAGGCNCUUUCACAUACACAUACUCGGACAGAUAAUGGCGUGGGAGAGAUCCAUGAUCUUAUUCAACUCGGCUACAAACCUGAGUUGACGAGGAAUAGAUCCAUGCUCACGUUGUUGUUCCAAUCUCUCGCCAUGGCUGCCGUUCANUGCAUCGCGCUUUCCCUCGCUGAAUUAGCCUCUCGCUACCCAACGAGCGCUGGCCCCUACUACUGGACAUACCAACUCUCCUCUCCCAAGGCUCGCACCGUUCUAUCCUUCAUAAACGCUUGGACAUGGCUAAUCGGAAACUGGACAAUAACACUAUCCGUGAACUUUGGAUUCGCAUCGCUUAUCGCAGGAGCUGUCGGGAUAUACCAUCCAGACUACGUGAUGACGAACUGGGAGCUCCUGUUGAUCUUCUACUCCCUGGUAAUCGCCACUCUGCUCAUCUGCGCAUUUGGCAACAAGUUCCUACCGAUGGUCGACACGAUAUGUGCUGCAUUUACAGCCAUCAGUAUCCUUAUCAUUCUCAUCGCGUUGUCCACCAAAGCAGAUGCGGGACGUCAUUCUGCUGCUUACGCCCUCUCUCAUUACGACAAGUCAUUUUCAGGUUAUGGCAACUUUACCUUCUUCAUCGGGCUAUUACCGCCGGCAUAUUGCUUCGCCGCUCUGGGUAUGAUUUCCUCAAUGGCCGAGGAGUGCGACAAUCCUUCUGUCAAGGUCCCAAAAGCACUGGCCCUUUGCGUCCCUGUAGGGGGACUUGCGGGCUUGUUCUUCGUCAUUCCGAUCUGCGUAUUACUCCCUAAUAUGUCCGAAAUUGUCGACGCGCCUGCUGCUCAAGCACUGCCAUUCAUCUUCCACAAGAUCAUGGGUACACCUGGUGGUGGAUUGGGCUUGACAUUUUUGGUCUUACCGAUCACACUGUUCUGCAGCAUCAGCAUUACUACGGCCGCGAGUAGGUGUACAUGGGCUGUAGCCCGUGAUCAUGCGCUGCCGUUUCCUGGUACGUUCGCGACAGUGAACGAGAAGCUGGGUGUUCCACUCAAUGCCAUCUUGCUCCUCACGCUGAUUCAAUUGCUGCUGGGCUUGAUCAACCUCGGCUCUUCUUCUGCUUUCACAGCCUUUGUGUCUGUGGGUGUCAUCGGACUAGCGGUUUCUUACGCCAUCCCGAUUAUCCUUUCCCUUCUGUCUUCACGCAGAGAAGUCAACACCGCAAAUUGGAAUCUCGGCAACGCAAAGGGCAAAGUGAUCAACAUCAUUGCGGGAGUUUGGAUCGGAUUCGAGUUGGUUUUGUUCUCCAUGCCUGGUGCACUGCCUGUCACCGAGGUGUCGAUGAACUACGCCAGUGUUGUUCUCUUUGGAUUCUUGGGUCUGGCGGGACUCUUCUAUGUGGUAUACGCCAGGAAGACAUACAAGGGUCCGCCCGAGAGUGAUGCCAUCGAGCAGUAA